Molecule: messenger RNA, 1119 nt
Organism: Populus nigra (black poplar)
Lineage: Eukaryota; Viridiplantae; Streptophyta; Magnoliopsida; Malpighiales; Salicaceae
Exons: 3
Coding region: 205-846 (213 amino acids)
Source: RefSeq, a predicted model, not a curated record
CUCCUGCUUUGGACCUCACUUUCUCGUCUUCUCAGAAUCUAUCACACCCACCUGUCUUGUCUUGUAGAGUAGAAAACACAAAGGAAAUGACCCUUCUUUCUUCUAAAACAGUGCCCGAAUGAACUCCCUACAGUGACUUCCUUUUACAUAUAGUUCAAUCACCACAACCAUACAAUUAUCACAAGUAGUAGUCUCUUGGCAGAUAUGGCUCGGCAGGAAGAAGGUUGGCCUCUGGGUUUGCAGCCCCUGAAUGCAAGAGUUGGGAUAGCUAGAAAUGGUGAUUUCUCUGGAUCAAGAUCAUUUAACACUUUAAUCACUGGUUCUCCAACUUCUUCAACAGAUUCUUCGUCAGAUCUGGACACCGAGUCUACAGGGUCUUUCUUCCAUGACAAGAGCAUUACGCUGGGGAGCCUUAUAGGUGUUUCCAACAUACUAGAGCUCUCAAGAAAAUCCACAAGGACAAGGAAAGUUGAAGUAGUAGAGGAGAAGAAGAGUUGCAAAUCCAAAACAUGGAUUUUCUCUUUAUGUUCAAGAGACACCACUGAUGCCAGAAGUGUGAAUAAUACUCCGUCUCUUGGCCAUUUUCUUGCUGUGGAGAGAAGAGCAGCUGAUGAAUUUAGAAGGAAUCACGGCCCUAUUAUUCAUGGACCUCAUGAUGAGCUUGAACUUGCUCAGCCUGUUACAGAACCCAACUCUCUAUUUGUUAAUGGCCAUGUUGCUCCUCCUACCCUAAAUCAAAGCUGCGGUGCCGGAGCUGAAAGGAGCGGAAAUGAAGAAUUGGAGCACUGUAGUGGUUAUGGAGUACCAGUUCUGUUUUCAUGCAUGUGUGGACAACCCUCUCUUUGAAUCACCUUCUCCUCACAAAAAAAUCCUAUUGUCUUCUAUUGAUGAUUGAAUUUUUCAAGUCCUGUGUAGAAAGCUAAGAGUGAAUAAUUUUUAUUGGUAUCAGGAGAAAAGGAAUCUAUUUCAUGAAUCCUGCCUCUGCACUCGAUCUCUUCUAGUCAAAUCCUAGUGCAGAGGGUUUUCCUUUUUUGUUUUGGUCAAGGUUAAUUCCAUUGUAAUUUAGCUUGAUUUAAUGAUUUCUUCCCGUAAAUAAUGCUAGCUAUAAAUUUUAUAUUA